GAACAAUGGGCGAGCAUCUACAGCCUCAUCAUCAGAAAUCAGGUGCUGGCUGGCCGAGAGGAGCACGCCCUUCAGCUUGUACGCGUCGCUGCAACACGCGAACGUCAAGUCACAGACUUUACGUUUAGAUUCCUCCUAGAGCACUCCUCAGACAAAGCAUUUACAGCCAGUAUUCAGGAAUUACGCGAACAAAUAUCCAGCAAUCCUUACAGCACCCCAGACGUUUGGAAUAAGCGCACUUGUUCCCACACAGAUGCCCUUGCCCUGGCUUCCCAACUGCGUUAUCUCCGACGCGCUAUCAUCUCAACGAACCCUCCCACUUCUUACUCCCUUUCUGACUUCAUGAGUGCCUACCAUGCCACCGGACGUACACGCGCCUUACUCGCUUUGCGGAAAAAGGCGUUCCAGCACUCACACAAAGCCAAGUCCCUAUGGGUCAUGGCAGAGAUGCUCUACCACCGCUCUCGCAACGAACCCCAACUGGUCCUUGUGGUCUUUGCAUACCAUUUCCACAUGAUCGGCGUCCCUCGUAGAACUGUUUUGAAAAUAUUGAGGUUAAUAUCCAAGCGCCGUGCUCGGCUUUCCCAAAGAACAUCGCUUCCAAAGCACAUGCUAAAUCGCCAAUACGAUAUCUCAGAGAAGCUAUGGCCGACGCCCUACCACACCGCCCUCGUCUGGGAAGCUCUCGUUUGGUCAACGCCGGAAAGUGACCAUGAGCGCAUGUACAAAUAUCUCCUCACCAUCGCAGAUUCCAGCGCAUCCCAGAAACCUAUUUCUCCCCCCGACUCCAAAUUCGCACCAUCGUUGCUGCAGCUCCCAAAACGCACGGUCGACGCGGCUCAUUUUUCGCCUUUUAUAAAGCUGCAUGCAAAGCGUGGCCGACCGGAGCGGGCUGCAGCUGUCUUGAGGGAUAUGGUGAGCUUUGGGUUGAGUCCUGGGGUCGUGCAGUGGAGUAUUGUGGCAAGAGGGUUUGCUGAGCAUGGGAAUCCGGCUGUGGCAGUUUCUAUCAUCGAACGCCUUGAGGAAGAUGGUGGAUCGCAUGUUCGGGCAGGCGCGAGUGGUGAUCAUGCAGACCGAGCGCCGUCGAUUCUGGACAUUGGGCUUUACACGAAUGUGCUUAGAGGGUUCGUCCUUGCAAGGAAUUUGGAACAUGCUCAGGAUAUAGAGAGGAGGAUUCGACAGAAGUUUGAGUAUGUCGGUGGCAAGUUGAGGGCUACGGAUGAUGCGCUGCGUCUGCUGCGGAACCUUGAGAGGCAGAUGGCGAGUUGAUAGAGGCGCUCGUGGUCUCAGGGGUAUUCAAGUCGAGUUGCGCUGUCACAACGUUGCACCAUGUAUACCUCCUAUCUCAUCCGGAGUCAACUAGCAUGC
Molecule: messenger RNA, 1368 nt
Organism: Suillus subaureus
Lineage: Eukaryota; Fungi; Basidiomycota; Agaricomycetes; Boletales; Suillaceae
Exons: 3
Coding region: 343-1269 (308 amino acids)
Molecular function (GO): protein binding
Source: RefSeq, a predicted model, not a curated record